AUGGCUCUAGCAGAUAAGAGACUUGAGAACUUGCAGAUCUACAAAGUUCUUCAGUGUGUUCGGAACAAAGACAAGGAACAGAUAGAGAAACUCAUCAAGUUUGGAUAUCCUGAACUAAUAAACUUCACAGAGCCCAUCAGUGGGGUCAGUGCUCUGCAUUUAGCCUCAGUCUCCAAUGACGUUGAUAUGGUCAGCUUUCUCCUUGAGCUUGGUGCUCACCCUGAUGUGCAAGACCGAAUGGGCUGUACCCCGACCAUGAGAGCAGCAGAACUGGGCCAUGAAUUGUCAAUGGAAAUACUAGCCAAGGCAAAGGCUGAUAUGACUAUAGUUGAUAAUGAAGGAAAAGGUGUUUUGUUUUACUGCAUUUUACCUACCAAGAGGCAUUAUCGCUGUGCUCUGAUUGCUCUUGAACAUGGUGCAGAUGUCAAUAAUUGUACCUAUGAAGGAAAACCAGUGUUCCUCAGAGCUUGUGAAGAGGCACAUGAUGUUAAAGAAGUGUGUCUGACAUUUUUGGAAAAAGGAGCCAAUCCAAAUGCUAUCAACUCAUCCACAGGUCGCACGGCUUUAAUGGAAGCAUCAAGAGAAGGAGUACUAGAAAUCGUUCGGGGAAUACUAGAAAGAGGAGGGGAAGUGAACACAUUUGACAAUGAAAGACAUCAUGCUGCUCAUUUUGCUGCCAAAGGAGGUUUUUUUGAUAUACUGAAGCUUCUCUUUGCCUACAAUGCAGACCUGGGGCUGAUUGCAAUGAAUGGCAACACACCACUUCAUUAUGCAGCUAUGGGUGGUUUUGCAGAUUGCUGUAAAUAUAUAGCUCAGCGAGGAUGUGACCUGAAAUGGAAGAAUUUAGAACAUAAAACACCCAGGGCUGUGGCCAAGGACGGCGGCUUCAAAGCAGCAAGCAAGGAGAUACGCCGAGCAGAGCGAAUGGCUAAUAAACUGGCCAAGCCAGGAGUCAAAAAUCCUAAUCCUCUUUGGGCCCUCAGGCUACACGACUGGUCCAUAGAGCAUGAGACUUUCCUUCGGGAAGGUUUCUCAUUCGUGGACCGUGGUGAUGGGACAGUCACCAAAGAGGACUUUGUCUUGGUGCUGGAGGAGAGGCAGGAUUUCGCAAGCUCAGAACAACUGGCUUCCGUAGCUCAACUGCACGAAAAAUCCCGUGGAGGAGGGGUCAACAUUAAUGAAUUCUUUAAAGGAACCAGAUAUUUAAGCAAGUCCUUUGUCUUGGGAGCUUUUGGGCCUAAGAAAAGGAAACGAGGGAUGGGCCGGAAGGGAAGGAAAGGCAAGUUUGUUUUACCUCUCCCAAUUUGCAUCAUACCCGAGUCUGCAUUUCCACGGCGGCCAGACGGUGGACCACCGUAUUACAUGAUUGAAACCUACCAGAAUGUAACUGAUUACAGUCGGUUUAAUAGAGAUCAUCCGCCUGAACACCCCAUUCAGGAUGACUCCGCUUGGUACAUUGAUGAUCCAGCAAAGACGUUUUCAAAUAUUAAUUUUAUCACCAAGGCAGGAGACCUGGCUUCUCUGAAAAAAGCUUUUGAAUUAGGAAUCCCUGUGGACAUGAAGGAUAAUUAUUACAAAACGCCACUCAUGACGGCUUGUGCAAGCGGAAACAUAGAUGUGGUCAAGUUUCUUCUGGAAAAGGGGGCUAAUGUUAAUGCAACAGAUAAUUUUCUGUGGACUCCACUUCAUUUUGCAUGCCAUGCCGGCCAACAAGACAUUGUUGAGCUUCUGAUUAAGUCUGGGGCUUUAGUGGAUGCUGUUUCCAUCAACAACUCGACUCCUUUAAGUAGAGCCAUUGAAAGCUGUAGACUAGAUACUGUGAAAUAUCUACUUGACAUUGGUGCUAAAUUCCAGCUGGAAAAUAGAAAAGGACAUAGUGCUAUGGAUGUUGCAAAGGCAUAUGCUGAUUAUAGAAUCAUUGGCCUGAUUAAAGAAAAGCUAGAUAAUUUGCCAAAACCAGCAGAAAAUCAAAAAGUGAAAGGCAAGCCACCUCCUAAACCAAAGACUGAAGGUGUUGAAAUUAAGAAAGAAGAGGAACAACUUUCAUCCAUUUAUGCUGUACCAGCCAUAUCAGAGGAAAAGAAAAUGCGUAAGGAUAAUGUAGUUUAUCUCAAUUCAUUGAUUACCAGUGGUUACACCAAGAAAGUGGAUAUCACAUUUGUUCCACGAAGGAUUUGGAGUCCUGAAGCCACGACAACAGAGCUGAUCAGGAAGAGGGAGCUACAGCGGGAGAGGUUUACUUACGAGGUAGACUUCGAAGAUUUCAUGAUGCCUUUUCAGAAGAACAUCACAGAGAAAGCUCGGGCAUUGGAAGCUGCCUUGAAGGCCUAA
Molecule: messenger RNA, 2331 nt
Organism: Lepus europaeus (European hare)
Lineage: Eukaryota; Metazoa; Chordata; Mammalia; Lagomorpha; Leporidae
Gene: ANKEF1
Product: ankyrin repeat and EF-hand domain containing 1
Exons: 9
Coding region: 1-2331 (776 amino acids)
Molecular function (GO): protein binding
Source: RefSeq, a predicted model, not a curated record